AGGAUAGAUUGAGAAGAUUUGUAAGAUGGAGGUGCAGGGCUGGUGGUUAGUACUGGUGUCCUUGGCCUGUGUUCACUGCCAAGGUCAAGGUCAAGGUCAAGGACAAGGGAACCAGCCUCUUCUGGGACCUGCAAGAGGCUUGAUCCAAAGCAAACUCCUGCCUGGUCGAGGAGGAGGCCCUAAAAUCAAACCUCCCUCAUUCCAAGUCCACAAGCAGGAUCGACAGUCUCAGCCCUUCAGGGAACCCCCUCCUCGCAGAGCGGAAGAGAGACGAGCGGAUCCUCCGGCACCGCCCCCGCCGCCCCCACAAUCCCCACCCCCUCCGUUCUCCCCCUUGCCGUUCGCCUACGACGAGUACGACGAGGACUACGAGGCAGACGAGCCGGCAGAAAAGAGACAGGAACCCCUUUUCACUCCACCCGAUGGACCCCCGAGGAGACCCUUCAGACCCGAUAUCCAGGAGAUAGCGGAUUACGAGCACGAGCGGCGACGGGUACCGAACCAGCCCGGUCCCGGGGGAAAGGGAAAGGACAAGGAAGAGGAAGAGGAAGAGGAUAAGCCGGACCGAUUGACCCUAUUGUUGCAAAAGACCAGAUUCGACUGCGUCCAGAAGAAGAACGGCUAUUACGCAGACGAGGGAUUGGAAUGCGAGGUGUUCCACUAUUGCGCAGACGGCGUGCGCAGUUCCUGGAUGUGCCCCAUGGGCGCCAAAUUCCACCAGGUGCACCUGAUUUGCAUGCCGGAUGGGACCGAGGACGUGUGCAAGGAUUCCAGCAAGUUCCACUUCGUCAACGAGUACUUGUACAAACCCAUCAACGAAAAUCAGGCCCGCACCCACAACGAGUCCCUCAUCUAUGCAGACAGGUAUUACCCGAAGGGAUAUGCGCCAGGGACUCACGUGAGCAUUUCAGAGCUGGCAGCUCGAGAGUCAUCGAAGGGAGGGGGACGGCCACCACCCAGGGCUUCCGGCUCGCACCCAGACUACGAAUACGAUUACAAAGACGAGGAAUACACCGAAGACUUGCCCGCCUUUGCAGACCCCAAACAGGGCUCACGACCUCCCCCACGACCGGUUUCUCCUCAGGGAUCACAGAACGCCUUCUUCUCCUCGGAUGACGUCUCCGUUCCUCUGAGCCAGCGGCGACCGCCCCCGUCCAACUUCAGGCCUCGGCCUGCGGCCAGCUCUAUCGUCGAGGACUUCGGCCGACGCCCCGAGAAGCGAGAGUGAAUCCAUCCUCACCGAUUUACGUCUUCCAUCAACCAUGAUUGACAUCCCUGUUACUGCUUCAUCACUCACCUCAAUUCCUCGUCAUUCCUCGAGCUCCGUCCUGUGAUGCUGCUACCUUCAUCUUGCUUUCUUUUAGACAUCUGCCAGCGCCUGAGAACGGCAGAGAAUAUUAUUAUAUUUAUGCACGAGAAACCCCCAUCUCUGCCAUCUCAGUGAAUUUUUUACGAUCAUCGUUUCUUAUCUCAUCUCUCUAUGCAGG
Darwinula stevensoni is the source of this 1487-nucleotide messenger RNA. NCBI's taxonomy places the organism in Eukaryota, Metazoa, Arthropoda, Ostracoda, Podocopida, Darwinulidae. The record is from the annotation of a GenBank genome assembly.